GCGUGUGGACUCUCAAUUUGAAUACAAAGAUGGGGCGAAAAUACGACUUCGAGUGGCUGAAGGCUACUCUUACAUGGGCGAUUUGGCUAGAAUGUCCAAUGACUUGAAGAGUGCAAUUUCUAAUUAUCACACUGCGUACAUGUUCGCUAAUUACAAGAACGACGCAUGCAUCGAACAUCCUCGCUUUUUGACCACCCUUACUCAUAAUUUAAAUCACGUUUGCAAUUGGAAGAAUAGAGGUGGCAUCGGUAAUCAUUGGACCGAUGUUCUGGGCAACUAUCGCACCGAAUCCGUUCCGGGUUUAAAUUCGGGAUUCAUGAAAAUGGUGUCAAAGGCUGUUGACAAAGAGAUCAUGGAAGGUGAAAAUUAUGGGAAAGGUAUCAUCAAUAAUUCCGGUGGAAUCAUAAAUCUUUUGAGAAAUUGGUGUUCUGCCCUUAAUGAAAAUGAUAAGUCAUUUCAGUAUUUUAAAUCAAUGGCGACUCGAUGGGUAAAUCAAAUACCAAAGUUCAAGAACGAAGGCGGUUGGGUUAUACGGACUGUUCAACAUUUGAUGCGCAGAAUACAACUUCGGUGGUAUUUAGAUAAAUAUGGGAAAACUUACCGAAGCUCUACCCCUCUACCUAAAAUUCAACCGGAUGCGUCUGCUCGAAGUAAAUACCAGCGACCAUUAAUUCCCGCAGGGCUUCAACGUCCGACUAGUACUUGCGUUCAACCUUUUUACACAUUCAUAUAUGACAUGACACCUCGUCAAGUACGUUUGAUUAUACACCGGGAAGCCUUAAAUCACCCGAUGGCUCAUUUGAUGCAAUCAGUAUUCUCUUUACACGAUCGAAAUACAUUUGAAGUUUACUGUUACUCACUUGUCCCAAAUGAUGGUUCUCCGUAUCGCGCCAAGAUUGAAAAGGGUGUUGACGUAUUUCAUGAAUGUAGCGGCUAUACCACAGAGCAGAUUGUAUCGCGAAUUGUAAGCGAUGGAAUUCAUAUUCUUAUCAAUCUUAAUGGUUACACUGCCGGUGAAAGGAAUCAAAUAUUUGCUACACGUCCAGCUCCGAUACAAGUGGAACACAUGGGAUUUGCAAGUGCGAUGGGCGGCAUGUGGACCGACUAUAAUAUUCUCGACAAAUUUGUGUGUCCCGAAUCUCAAACUGGUGAUUACAAAUUACUACGGAAAUCAACCCACAGCGAUGGCGACUUGCCUGGUGAGAUGGACCCCGAAGAAGACGAUGAUUGGACGUAUCCGGAGAAAGUUCUCUAUUUACCUUCUACAUACUUCUUCAAUGAUCAUAAACAAGGAUUCCGCGAUGAUAAUGGAAUCCUACUCAGCAGUCCAUUCAAAGACGACUCUGAAAUAAUGUGGGCCCUAGAAGAGGAUCGACGUUGGGAAAUGCGUAAGGCACUCUUUCCUAACCUUCCUGAUCAUGUUGUCUUGUUUGCAAAUUUCAACCAGCUUUACAAGAUUGAUCCUGUGACGUUUAUGACUUGGCUUAAUAUUCUCGAAAAGGUUCCCGAGUCGUAUUUGUGGCUGUUGUCAUUUCCCGAAGAAGGCACAAAAAAUCUUCAAGAAACCGCCCGGAAGUGGAAAGGAGCAAGUGUCGCAAAUCGAAUCAUCUUCACAGAUGUUGCCGGGAAAGAACAACAUGUCCUGAGAGGAAGAGUCGCCGACCUUAUCUUGGAUACUCCUCAGGUUAAUGCUCACACGACAGCAUGUGAUACUCUCUGGUCGGGUACUCCUAUGGUUACCCUACCCGGUCCUGAUCAUAAAAUGUGUGGCAGAGUAGCCGCUUCGAUAUGUCUUGCGACCGGUUUUGGUGAUAAAAUGAUAGUUAACAAUUACCGUGAUUACGAGGAUACAGCUGUUCGACUUGCAAACUCCGUAUCAUAUAACUUUUGGCACGGAUGUUAUGCUGCCGGUUUGCCUUCUUGUAAUCAUAGGAACGGCCAGGGAGAAUUAAUUGAAUUAAGGAAACAACUCUUCCUCAACCGAGAUAACAUGCGACUUUUUGAUACCGAGAAGGCCGUUCGAGACUUGGAGAAGGGCCUUGUUAACGCUUGGAUUCGUUGGGUCGAUGACAACGAACAAAACAUUCACGUCAGUUAA
Messenger RNA from Acaulospora colombiana, 2098 nucleotides. Lineage: Eukaryota; Fungi; Glomeromycota; Glomeromycetes; Diversisporales; Acaulosporaceae. The record is from the annotation of a GenBank genome assembly.